Molecule: messenger RNA, 1017 nt
Organism: Lasiosphaeria miniovina
Lineage: Eukaryota; Fungi; Ascomycota; Sordariomycetes; Sordariales; Lasiosphaeriaceae
Product: Rrp15p-domain-containing protein
Exons: 1
Coding region: 1-1017 (338 amino acids)
Biological process (GO): maturation of 5.8S rRNA; maturation of LSU-rRNA
Cellular component (GO): preribosome, large subunit precursor
Source: RefSeq, a predicted model, not a curated record
AUGGCAGGCACAACAUUCAAGAAGCGCUCAUUCAGCGGCGACGGCCCGAAAGGCGGUAAGGGCGGGGCUCGGCCGACAAAGAAGCAGAGGCAGGCAGCAGCGUACCACAGCAGCAGUUCCGAGGGUGAAGACGGCGACGAUAACGACAGCGACGACAACGAGGACGGCGGGCCAAUCCCAGACAAUCUAUUCGACUCGGACGAUGCAGACCUCGACAACAUUGAGGUGGACGACGGCGGCUCCUCUGGGGAGGAUUCCGAGGGUAGCGAUGCCGAGAACCAGUCGGACAGCAAAUCGCCGCGGAUAAAAAGGGCGGCAGCGAAACACACAAAACCAAAGCAGCCCAAAUUCGUCGCCAAAGACGCCCCAGACUCGGGCGGCGACUCGUCGGGCGACGAUGACGGCUCCGACGACGGGGAGGGCUCCGUCUUCGGGUCCGACACCAGCCGGUCGUCUAAGCCCAACUCCAAGUCGAAGCGCAACAACCCCGAGGCGUUCGCGACGUCUAUCAGCAAGAUGCUGUCGAGCAAGCUGCCGGUAUCGCGGCGGGCGGACCCGAUCGUGGCGCGCAGCGCCGAGUCGGCGGUCGCGGCGCGGCAGCUGGUCGACUCUGCGCUCGAGACCAAGGCGCGCAAGCGGCUGCGCGAGCAGAAGCGCCUGGCCAUGGAGAAGGGUCGCGUGCGCAACGUGCUGAUCGCGAGCACGACGCGCACGCUCAACUUUACCACGGGCGAGGUCGAGGAUGUGGUCGAGGAGGGCGCCGACACCACGGCCGAGAUCAUGGCGACGGAGCGCCGGCUCCGCAAGGUCGCCCAGCGCGGUGUGGUCAAGUUGUUCAACGCCGUGCGCGCGGCCCAGGUCAAGGCGGCCGACGCGCAGCGCGUAAUAAGAGGCGAGGGUAUUGUGGGCGUGAAGCGGAAAGAGGAGAAGAUCACCGAGAUGAGCAAAAAGGGCUUCCUGGACUUGAUUGCCAGCGGAGGCGGGGGUCUCAAGAAGGGAGGACUAGAGGAAGCAUGA